Leptopilina heterotoma is the source of this 2078-nucleotide messenger RNA. RefSeq lists its product as uncharacterized. Gene Ontology annotation, molecular function: odorant binding; olfactory receptor activity. The record is from RefSeq and is a predicted model, not a curated record. Gene Ontology annotation, biological process: sensory perception of smell; detection of chemical stimulus involved in sensory perception of smell. The transcript has 16 exons. The coding region runs from base 69 to 2078 and encodes 669 amino acids. Lineage: Eukaryota; Metazoa; Arthropoda; Insecta; Hymenoptera; Figitidae. Gene Ontology annotation, cellular component: plasma membrane.
GUAAACGACUGGUCAGUGAGAAUAGGACAAAACAAAUAUUAUAUAGUGUUCAGAUUAUAAAUCAAGAAAUGGAUUUCUUUGACGGACCUUAUUUUCAGAUCAAUAAAUUUUUUCUCUAUGUCAUUGGACAGUGGCCGUAUCUUUCAUUAUCACGAAAACGUUGCACACAAUUCCUUGUCACUAUUGCAUUAUUCUCAUGUUUAUUACCUUCAUUAAAGAUUCUUCUUGAAAGAAUAAAAAGUGAUUGGCAAGUUUGGUCAUUUGGUGAUGAAAACGCUAUUCUUACGAGUCAUGCAGAGCAUGGAAGAAGUUAUACAAUACUUUAUGCUGGAUGCGUGACAGGAACGACGAUAACUUACGCUGCAAUGACAUUGACACCACAAAUUUUAAAUAUUAUCUUACCACUGAAUCAAACUCGACCAAGAAAAUUGCCAUUUCCAUUAGAGUAUUUUGUCGAUAAAAAUGAAUAUUUUUAUUGGAUUGAACUUCAUGUUUUUAUAACUGCAACCAUUGAAAUGUUCGUUCUCAUUGCAUCCGAAUCAAUAUUUGCCGUUUUCACCGAACACGCCUGUGGAUUAUUUAAAAUAGUUGGGUAUCGUCUAAAAACUAUAAAAAAUGUUUAUAAUUCUAAAACGAAUUCUAAAGAAGAUGCAGAAGAGGCAACUUAUAAAAUAAUAACACUUUGUAUUGAACAACAUAAUCGAGCUAUUGAAUUUUGCGAUACAAUCGAAUCUUGUUUUUCAAUUUGUUUUUUCUUUACAAUGGGACUAAACUCUGUUAUUAUCAGUGCCACUUUAUUACAAGUUGUUGUCAAUAUGAAUAAAUUAAAUGAUGCUGUAAAAUUUGCAACAUUUUCUAUUGCCCUAAUUAUUCAUCUCUAUUUCAAUAGUUUACCAGCACAACGUCUAAUGGAUAAUAGUGUUUUUCUAGCCGAUCUCAUGUACGAUGGAUUUUGGUAUCAGUUGCCAUUGAAACCGAAAAAAUUGUUGUCAAUGAUAUUUAUAAGAACUACCGCUCCGUGUACAUUAACUGCCGGCAAUAUUUGCGUUAUGUCACUGAAAACUUUUUGUAAGAUUCUUCAAACCCGUAUUGUGAAUAUCUACCAAAGGAUAUCUGGUUUUUUAAAAGUAUGGGGCGAUUCGGAUAAAAUGAUAGAAUGCCUUCCAACAAUAUUUACAGGAAUUGGUUGUUUGGUUUAUUGUAUUAUUUAUUUGUCGAAACAAAAAAAGCUAAGUCAACUUUUUUACGAAAUUAAACGUGAUUGGGAAUUUUGGACUUCUGAUCGUGAGCGAUUAAUUAUUUUGAGUCACGCAAGUCAUGGAAGGAUUUAUACUAUUUUUUAUACGGGAUGCAUAUCGGGAACUUUAUUGACUUAUUUAAUAAUGGCAGUGAUACCACAAUUUCUCGAUAUUGUUUUACCUCUAAAUGAAACGCGUCCGAAAAAAUUGCCAUUUCAAAUGUAUUAUUUUGUAAAUUAUUCCGAGGAUUAUUUUUAUUGGAUUAUGCUUCAUAUUUCAUUUAAUGCUGUAUUGGAAAUGUGUAUUCUCAUUGGUUCUGAAUCGAUUUUGGCAGUAUUUACCGAACAUGCUUGUGCACUAUUUAAAAUAAUUGGUGUGCAAUUAAAAAAAAUUAAUAACCAUGAGAGUGAGAGGAAAAAUUUGAGGACAGUGAUUUUUUGCAUUGAACAACAUAAUCGAGCUAUUGAAUUUUGCAGUAUCAUCGAAUCUCUUUUCAGUCCUUGCUUCUUUUUCAUAAUGGGAUUGAAUACAAUUUUAAUUUCUGCUUCUUUAAUUCAGGUUGUUGUAAAUCUCAAUAAAUUUGAUAUUGCCGUAAGAUUUGGAGCAUUUACUGGUGCUUCCAUUGCUCAUUUAUUUUUGAACAGUCUCCCCGCACAAAGAUUAAUGGAUUCUAGUGCUGGUCUCGUAAAUAAUUUAUACGAUAGCUCAUGGCAUCAAAUGCCAGUGAAAUUAAGAAAACUUUUAUUACUAAUUAUGAUGAGAAGCCGAAAUCCCUGUAAAUUAACUGCUGGCAAAAUGUUAGAUUUAUCACUGAGAAGUGUUUGUUCGGUGAGAAUAUAA